Rhododendron vialii is the source of this 734-nucleotide messenger RNA. RefSeq lists its product as uncharacterized. The record is from RefSeq and is a predicted model, not a curated record. The transcript has a single exon. Lineage: Eukaryota; Viridiplantae; Streptophyta; Magnoliopsida; Ericales; Ericaceae. Bases 166 to 522 code for a protein of 118 amino acids.
CCCCAGUUUUAGCCAACAGAAAGUAGAAACCCCGCGAACCCUCCAGAAAAGGUUCAUCAACCGACUCAUCUUCUCUCCCCCAAUAAAACUCCUCCCCCAACAAAAACACCAUCGAAAUCAAACAACAUUCUCAACCCGAUCGGAAACCAAUCUAAACGGAAAAUCAUGUUCUUCUUCUUCGUGGGCGGCGUGGAGCAGCAGGUGCGCCAGCUGCUCAAGGCCAGGGCCGGGCGCUGCAUAAGCUGCGGCUCGCGCGCCGACCUGGUCGAGUACGAGAAGGUGCUGAAGCUGUUCUUCGUCCCCGUGUGGCGGUGGCCCGGCAGAGAGCACCUCAUGUACUGCGACAGCUGCAAGCUCUUCUUCCCGCCGGAGCUCUCUCCUCCGCCGCCGCCGUCCUCCGGCGAGGCCCCGCGGCGGCGGCUGCGCGGGUCGGAGGUUCCGGAUGCGCUUCGGUGCGGGUUUUGCUCUCGGGAGGUUGAUCCUGAGUUUAGGUUUUGCCCCUUCUGUGGAAAUGCCCUGUGAUUCUCUCUCUAUUCGCUGGAUCUGGUGAAGAGAGAGAGAGAGUGGAACUUAGGGUUUAGGGUUUUUCGUGUGGUACUAGACUGCUAGUGGUGAUGUUUGUACGGUGGAAUGCGGCUUAAAGGAUGGGAUUUAAAUAAAUUUUCUGGUAAUUGGAGUUUUGGUUAUGGUUUAGUUGGUAACUUGGUAUAGAAUUUGAAUUAAAUUUCACCGAA